AUGAGCACCCCUGUCACUCUUCACAUCUACCAUGUGUCCACCAAUUCUACGGUGGGCGCUGUGAAUGAGUACCUGGAGGCCAUUGGAACAGGUGCCUUUCAUGCUGGUGUGGAAGUGAAUGGCGUGGAGUACAGCUACGGCUAUGCUCCCGAUCGCACAGGCGUUUUCACAUGUGCUCCAAAGGGGUGCAAGGCCCAUGUAUACAAAGACUCGUUGGACAUGGGUGCGACUUCCAAGUCGGCUUCGGAGAUUGAUGAAAUCAUUGAAGAGAUGAAGGAAGACUGGCCUGGUUUCGAGUAUGACCUGCUGCGCCGCAACUGCUGCUUGUUCAGCAAAGCAUUGGUGGACAAGCUGGGCGUGGGCCCUGUUCCCACCUGGGUAACCAACCUGGCUGCUGCGGGGGCAACGCUGCACGAUGGCAUCCUGAAAGGCAAGGAGAUCGCUGACAAAGCAGCAGUCAUGGCCAGGGCCAAGGCUGGAGAGUUCGAUGCAAAGUACAACAUCAGCGGCACGGUCUCCGCCGGUGCCAAGGAAGUGAUGCUGGCUGCCGGCCGCUUUGACGAGGAGUACAAGGUUCGAGAGAAGGCUUUUGCAGCUGCCGUUGCCAUCAAGGCCAAAGCAGGAGAACUCCACCAGGCUGCAAAGGACAAGGCAGCCGAGAUCCACAAGGAUGCGGAUGCUGAUGGCGACGGUGCAGUCAGCGCAGCGGAGAUGAAGCUGUACCUCAAAGAGCAGCUCCGCACCACCCACGAGAAGGCUUUGCAGGCAGCAAAAGACUUACACAAGAGUGUGGACAAGGACGGCGAUGGCAAGAUCACCUUCGAAGAAGCGAAGUCUUUUGCGACAGAGAAGGCUGGACACUGCGGCUGUGAGGCAUGCACAGUGCAGUGA
Symbiodinium pilosum is the source of this 891-nucleotide messenger RNA. The record is from the annotation of a GenBank genome assembly. Lineage: Eukaryota; Dinophyceae; Suessiales; Symbiodiniaceae.